Molecule: messenger RNA, 1146 nt
Organism: Fonsecaea pedrosoi CBS 271.37
Lineage: Eukaryota; Fungi; Ascomycota; Eurotiomycetes; Chaetothyriales; Herpotrichiellaceae
Exons: 3
Coding region: 1-1146 (381 amino acids)
Molecular function (GO): nucleotide binding
Source: RefSeq, a predicted model, not a curated record
AUGGUCUACACAGUCAGAUGGGGAAUCCUUGAAUUUGCCGGCGAUCUUCUCAAAGACCCGAGCACACGCAACACCACAGACGUAGCCCAUGUCGUGGCGGCGGUCGCGUCAUCUUCGGGCAAAGACCGUGCUCAGCGCUUUUGUCGUGAUAUUUGCAUCCCCGAAGCUUGCGCUGCCUACGGCUCAUACAGGGACCUUGUAAACGACGCCAACGUCGACAUUGUCUACGUCGCAAGCCCACAUUCGCAUCACUUCCAACAUGCGAUGCUGGCUCUCGAAGGCGGCAAGCACGUCGUCUGCGAGAAACCCCUAACAGUCAACGCCGCACAGGCAAAGGUUCUGUACAAGACGGCAAAGGAGAAGAACCUGUUCUUGCUCGACGCAGUUUGGACACGGUUUUUCCCGCUGAGCAUUCAAGUACGAGAGUCGAUCCAGAAGGGGGAGAUUGGCGAAGUCCUCCGCGUCAUAGCCGAUACGUCCUUUGGCAUCCACCCUGAUAUUUCUCUCAGAGAAACUCCUCGGAAGCUCACUUAUGAGCUUGCUGGUGGAGCUCUGCUGGAAAUUGGCAUUUACUCCAUUACCUGGGUGUUCCAAACGCUUUAUCACACUCUACCGCGAGAUCAACGCAAGCCUCCGUCGAGCAUCUUGUCCUACAUGAACAAAUAUGAGCCCACGAGCGUAGAUCAGACCACGACGGUUCUGCUAUCCUUUCCGACCUCGACCCCUUCCAACCUCCCCAACAGCUCUUCUCAUGGGAUAGCAAUGACGGCCUUUGCCGUAGCUACCGAUCCUGACCAUAAGAACAGUGCUGGCCCGGCGAUCCGUAUCCAGGGCACACGGGGCGAGAUUCAGGUUUACGGGCCUGCCUUCCAGCCUACCCGAUACAGAGUGAUUCCGGCCAAGCAAGGGGAUUUGGCGAUUACCAUCCGCGAUGUUGAGUUGACUUUUCCGGCAAACGGGCACGGCAUGUUUUAUGAGGCAGAUGAAGCAGCGCGAUGCAUUCGAGACGGUAAACUCGAAAGUGAGACCAUGCCUUGGGACGAAAGUAUCCUCGUCAUGGAAGUCAUGGACGAAGUCCGCAAGCAAGGUGGACUUAGAUAUCCGGACUCGAUCGAGUCAGAUGUUAUACAUCACUCUAACAAGUAG